This is a messenger RNA of Labeo rohita (rohu), 3073 nucleotides long. It is a transcript of the gene rbpjl, whose product is annotated as recombination signal binding protein for immunoglobulin kappa J region-like. Gene Ontology annotation, cellular component: nucleus. The transcript has 12 exons. Gene Ontology annotation, molecular function: DNA-binding transcription activator activity, RNA polymerase II-specific; RNA polymerase II cis-regulatory region sequence-specific DNA binding. Gene Ontology annotation, biological process: regulation of transcription by RNA polymerase II. The record is from RefSeq and is a predicted model, not a curated record. The coding region runs from base 165 to 1691 and encodes 508 amino acids. NCBI's taxonomy places the organism in Eukaryota, Metazoa, Chordata, Actinopteri, Cypriniformes, Cyprinidae.
UAUUGGAAAUGGAGAUGGAGAAGUCUUCUUACAACAGAGCUCUGACAGUUACAGUGUUGCGAAAGGACAGAAUAAAGUAAAACCAGUUGGCAUGAACAACAGUGGAGUGUCUGAACAGUAGAGGACUUCAUGAAGAUUUCAAAGUGGCUGAACACUUGAACGCCAUGCAGGACCAAAGGAAAGGAGACGGAGAAACAGGGCUGGCCAUUGUGGACACGACAGAACUGUCUCACCUGUACACAUCAGACGCGUGCUUCACUCACCUCAGGGAGGAUCAAAAUUUCUCAUCAUUGGCAAAAGUAACCAGAGAUUCAGUGAGGCAAUACCUUCAAUUCAGACCUGACCAAUCAGUGAUCAUCUUGCAUGCCAAAGUUGCUCAGAAGUCUUACGGCAAUGAGAAGAGGUUUUUCUGUCCACCUCCUUGCGUGUAUCUCACUGGACACGGAUGGAAGCUCAGACAGGAGCAGCUGAAAGCAUCAGGUCUAGGAGAGUCCAGUUGUCGGCUUUUCGGUUACAUGGGUCUGGACAGCUCCGCUGAUCCGCGGACAGACAGUUUCAAGCUGAGCUUUGAGGAGCAAACAGACAGGAAGAUGUUUGCCUGUGCUAAAACAUUGUAUAUCUCAGAUACGGACAAACGAAAGCACUUUCAUCUGCUGCUACACCUGUUUCACAGCGGAGGGCAAGAAAUUGGCACAUUUAACAGCAGACUCAUUAAAGUCAUCUCCAAACCAUCACAGAAGAGGCAGUCCAUGAAAAACGCUGACCUGUGUAUUUCAUCAGGCUCAAAAGUGUCGUUGUUUAACCGCUUACGGUCGCAGACAGUCAGUACACGUUACCUGGCAGUGGAAGACGGGGCUUUUGUAGCCAGCGCAAGACAAUGGACAGCCUUCACUGUUAUGUUAGUGGAGGAGAUGCAUGCCGCUCAUAGUGAAUAUACUGUGUGCGACAGCUACAUCUGUUAUGGCUGUGUGGUUCAGCUGGUAUGCACUGACUCAGGAGUGGCGCUGCCACCAAUGGUAAUACGUAAAGUGAACAAGCAGCAUGCAUGUCUAGAUGUGGAUGAGCCUGUGUCUCAGCUUCAUAAAUGUGCUUUCCAGUUCAGAGACAGUAGCCACAUGUACCUGUGCCUGUCUAAUGAAAAAAUCAUACAGUUCCAGGCCUCUCCGUGUCCUAAAGAAAGUAAUAAGGUGUUACUGAAUGACGGCUCCUGUUGGACCAUCAUUGGAACGGAGGUGGUUGAAUACACCUUUAGUGAGAGUCUCACCAGUCACCCGACCACCAUCAGCCCCGUACCUUUCAUCAAUGGACUAGAGUUGAACGGAGGUGGACACGUGGCUAUGUUGGAGCUUCAUGGAGAAAACUUCAGUCCACACUUAAAGGUCUGGUUUGGCAACAUGCAAGCUGAGACAAUGUUCAGGUCCUCCAGGUCUCUGCUGUGUGUCGUUCCUGACGUAUCCAUAUUGAGUGGUGAGUGGAGAUGGAUGAGACAACCAAUCACAGUGCCUUUAUCCCUGAUCCGAUUGGACGGUCUGAUCUACAGGAGUUCGUAUUCAUUUACUUACACACCAGAGCACAGCGCCCCCUCUCAACCAAACGGUACAACAGAGAGAACCGCAGACUCGGACUCGCUCAUAGACACCAUUCACCAGGAGUUCACACGGACGAACUUUCACCUAUUUAUGCAGAGCUGAGAUCACACACAAAUAUUCAUGUCAGAUUAUGUCCAGUCCUGGCUCACAUUCUAGCCUCUUGUUAACACUUACAAUAACAAGAAAAACUCUCGCAGCAUGUAAUCACAUAGAGCUUUAGGGAGCUUACGCACUACAGACAGCUCUGACAGAGUGUUUGACACUUAGGAAUGCACAAGAUCUGUGUGCUGAGGCUGUGGAGAGAACCGGGUCGGUCUGAAAUAAAGAUGAAAUACUGUUAAUUGGAUUCAGGAAAUUGGACAUGCCUCUGUGACGUUUUCAUUGGUCAUUCUGAGUAUCACUUUCCCAAACCAUUUUGUUUUCUGUCGCUUUGCUGUGCAACAUCCAUACUGAAAUUGGGUGAUUGCAUUCUGAGUACAGAUAAUGCUUGGAAAAAUAAAGUUUGGGGAUAGUAAGUAUUUUUUAAAGAACUUAAAACAUUUAAUUUCAGCAAGGAUGCACAAAAAAGUAGCAAAACAUUUCCAUUUCAAAUGAAUGCUGUUCUCUUUAACUUUCUAUUUAUCAAAGAAUCCUGAAUUAAAAUGUGACCCUGGACCACAAAACCAGUCAUAAGUAGCACAGGUAUAUUUGUAGCAAUAGCCAAAAAUACAUUGCAUGGGUCAAAAUUAUUGAUUUUUCUUUUAUGCCAAAAAUCAUUAGGAUGUUAAGUGAAGAUCAUGUUCCAUGAAGUUAUUUUGUAAGAUUAACAUAUAAAAACUUUCAAGUUUUUGAUUAGUAAUAUGCAUUGCUAAUAACUUCAUUUGGACAACUUUAAAGGCGAUUUUCUCAAUAUUUAAUUUUUUUGCACCUUUAGAUUCCAGAUUUUCAAAUAAUUGUAUCUCGGCCAAAUAUUGUCCUAUCUCAACAAACCAAUACAUCAGUGGAUAGCUUUAAGAUGAUGAUAAAUCUCAGUUUCAAAAAACUGACCCUUACGACUGGUUUUGUGGUCCGGGGUCAUAAAUGCAUCACGGUUUCAAUAUAAAAUAUGAAGCAGCACAACUGUUUUUAACAUUGGUAAUAAUCAGAAAUGUUUCUUGCGCAGUAAAUCAGCAUAUUAGAAUGAUUUCUCAAGGAUCAUGUGACACUAAAGUCUGGAGUAAUGAUGCUGAAAAUUCAGCUUUGCAUCACAGAAAUAAAUUACAUUUUAACAUAUAUUCACAAAGAAAGCAAUUAUUUAAAAUUCUAAUAAUAUUUCAUAAUAUUGCUGUCUUUACUGUAUUUUUCAUCAUAUAAAUUCACUUUGUGAGUGAACAGGAGACUUCAAAAUGUGAUUUUUUUUAGUUUACAAGAAUAGCACUUAUUUGAGGUAGAAACCUUUUGUAACAUUAUAAGUGUCUUUCCUUUAACUUUUGAUCAACUGAAUGCAUCCUUAAAGAAUAAAAGUA